Neomonachus schauinslandi (Hawaiian monk seal) is the source of this 1788-nucleotide messenger RNA. RefSeq names its product integrin subunit beta 2 (gene ITGB2). Gene Ontology annotation, molecular function: amyloid-beta binding; integrin binding. Lineage: Eukaryota; Metazoa; Chordata; Mammalia; Carnivora; Phocidae. The record is from RefSeq and is a predicted model, not a curated record. The transcript is spliced from 9 exons. Gene Ontology annotation, cellular component: integrin complex; focal adhesion; cell surface. Bases 1 to 1362 code for a protein of 453 amino acids. Gene Ontology annotation, biological process: cell migration; cell adhesion mediated by integrin; integrin-mediated signaling pathway.
AUGGGGCUCCUGGGUGAGGGGCAUCGAGGCGACCCAGAGCCUAAACUCACUGAGGUCAUCCCCAAGUCAGCGGUCGGGGAGCUGUCGGACGACUCCAGCAAUGUGGUGCAGCUCAUCAAGAACGCCUACAACAAACUCUCCUCCAGGGUCUUUCUGGACCACAACAUGGUCCCCAGCACCCUGAAAGUCACCUACAGCUCCUUCUGCAGUAAUGGGGUAUCGCAGGUGGACCAGCCCAGAGGGGACUGCGACGGCGUCCAGAUCAACGUCCCGAUUACCUUCCAGGUGAAGGUCACGGCCACGGAGUGCAUCCAGGAGCAGUCCUUCGUCAUCCGGGCACUGGGCUUCACGGACACGGUGACGGUGCGGGUCCUCCCUCAGUGUGAGUGCCACUGCCGGGCCGAGAGCCAGGCCCGCGGCCUCUGCGGCGGCAAGGGCUUCCUGGAGUGCGGCAUCUGCAGGUGUGAGGCCGGCUACAUCGGGAAGAGCUGUGAGUGCCAGACGCACGGCCGGAGCAGCCAGGAGCUGGAGGGCAGCUGCCGGCGCGACAACAACUCCAUCCUCUGCUCGGGGCUGGGGGACUGCCUCUGCGGACAGUGUGUGUGCCACAGGAGUGACGUGCCCAACAAGAAGAUCUUCGGGCGCUACUGCGAGUGUGACAACGUCAACUGCGAGCGCUACGAUGGGCGGGUCUGCGGGGGCGAGGAGCGGGGCAGCUGCGCCUGCGGCAAGUGCUACUGUAAGGAGGGCUUCGAGGGCUCGGCCUGCCAGUGUGAGCGGUCCACCCGGGGCUGCCUGAGCGCCGAGGGCUUCGAGUGCAACGGGCGCGGCCGCUGUCGCUGUAACGUGUGCGAGUGCGAUGCGGGCUACCAGCCGCCCCUGUGCCUGGAGUGCCUGGGCUGCCCGUCGCCCUGCGGCCGGUACAUCACCUGCGCCCAGUGUCUCAAGUUUGACCAGAGCCCCUCGGGGAAGAACUGCAGCGUGGAGUGCGGGAACGUGGGCCUGCUGAGCAAACGCCCGGAAAAGGGCCGCAGGUGCAAGGAGCGGGAUCUGGAGGGCUGCUGGAUCACCUUCACCCUGCGGCAGCGGGUCGGCAGGGACAGCUACGACAUCCACGUGGACGACACCCGAGAGUGUGUGGGGGGCCCCAAAAUCGCCCCCAUUGUGGGGGGCACUGUGUCGGGAGUUGUGCUCAUCGGCAUCCUUCUGCUGGCCAUCUGGAAGGCUCUGACCCACCUGAGUGAUCUCCGGGAGUACAAGCGAUUUGAGAAGGAGAAGCUCAAGUCCCAGUGGAACAACGAUAACCCCCUUUUCAAGAGCGCCACCACGACAGUCAUGAACCCGAAGUUUGCUGAGAGUUAGGGCGCUUGGUGAAGAUAGCGCUGUCUGAACCAGAUGGAAACACCCCCAAAUCACAUCUCCGCCAGGCUCCUCCAGGGAUAUGGCUCACAAUCCUUGACAAUUUCACCCAUUAACCGAAAAUCCACUGUUGUUUUCUGCUGUUGAAAUAAUAGGUAUGCUCAGGUGACAAUAUGGACAUGUCGGAAGGGACAGCCUCCCCCCCUGAUGUGUCUGACCUUGUGGUAGAGAUUUGAAGAAGGAAUUGCUUGGGUCUUAUGAGGUUAGAUGUGUUUUCCUAUAAAACUUAGAGUGGCAAUCUCAUUGUGGCACAAAUUUAUUUAUAUUUGAACUUAUCAGGGUAUAAAAAUCACAUCCCAUUGAUGAUACUGUUUCCCAAUCGUGUGUAUAGAAAAAAUAAAUAAAACUUCAGUCGAGGCUGUGUGUGGA